Molecule: messenger RNA, 3042 nt
Organism: Pygocentrus nattereri (red-bellied piranha)
Lineage: Eukaryota; Metazoa; Chordata; Actinopteri; Characiformes; Serrasalmidae
Gene: rab5b
Product: RAB5B, member RAS oncogene family
Exons: 6
Coding region: 262-906 (214 amino acids)
Molecular function (GO): GTP binding; GTPase activity
Source: RefSeq, a predicted model, not a curated record
CUGCGCGGUUCGGACAGGAAGUUCCCGCAGCCUUUCGACCAGCUGAUAGAUCAACAAACUGAGAACCGGAGAACCGGAGAACCGGAUCGCCGACAGUCAGCGGCCUACGGUUCCGCCCAGCAGAGCGCGGAGGCCCGGACAGUGUUUGGAAGUGACCAGAGUAGGAGAUCCACAGACUUCGUCCGGUGUUUGGGUCGCUGUGGUCAGAGACGCCGCCUCGAAGGACCCCAACCCCACGCCCCCCACCACCCUUCCUCCAAUAUGAGCUCCCGUGCGAGCGGCAGGGCCAAUGGGAGUCUGCCUCAGACCAAAAUCUGCCAGUUCAAGCUGGUUCUGCUGGGCGACAUGGCGGUGGGCAAGUCCAGCCUGGUCCUGCGCUUCGUCAAGGGCCAGUUCGACGAGUUUCAGGAGACCACCAUCGGAGCUGCCUUCUUGGCUCAGUCUGUUUGCCUGGAUGACACCACGGUGAAGUUUGAGAUUUGGGACACGGCCGGGCAGGAACGUUACCACAGCCUCGCCCCGAUGUACUACCGCGGUGCGCAGGCGGCCAUCGUAGUGUUCGACAUAACGAAGCCGGAGACGUUUGAGCGAGCGAAAGCCUGGGUGAAGGAGCUGCAGAGGCAGGCGAGUCCCAACAUCGUCAUCGCCCUGGCAGGGAACAAGGCUGACCUGGCUGAUAAGAGACUGGUGGAGUACGAGGAGGCUCAGACGUAUGCUGAAGACACAGGCCUGCUGUUCAUGGAGACCUCCGCCAAGACCGCCAUGAACGUCAACGAGUUAUUCCUGGCCAUUGCGAAGAAGAUGCCAAAAACAGACACCCAGAACCCCACGCACGCCGCCCGACACCGGGGGGUCAACCUGCAGGACCCUGACGCCCAGUCCGCUCGAAGCUGCUGUGGGAACUAACCUCCCGUCUACACCCCGUCAUCUACAUCAAUGACAACAAGGGAGUCCACCAACGCCCUGUCCUCCCCAACCCCAUGCCCACCCCCCACCCUCCACCCUUUCACCUCCAAAGACUGGCAUGGAGAGAAGAGAGAACGAGAGAGCAGGGAGGAAAAGAGGAGAGUGUUGGGAUCCCUCACUGAUGCCAGAGAGGUUAGAUGCGAAGUGAAGGGUCGUUUGUAUUAUAUGUAAUGUCUAGCACUUAAUCGUGGACGUCUGUUUUUGUUUUCUUUCGGUCAAAUCUUUGUCAACAUUCAUUUUCGAUUAUGCAAGCAGUGUAGUGUCAACUUCGGGGCGGCAGAGCGAUGAGGAGAACAAAGACUGAGGAGGUGCUCGAGAAGGAAGGCGAGAUCGAAGAACAAGGAGGCAAGCUAUUCUUUCCCCGCCCAGUCUUCCCUUUUUUCGGUCCACGGAGGUCCCUCUGACAUCCCUCUGGUGUCCCUCUGACGUCCGGAAGAUGGUCACAAGCCUAGAAACCGUAUUCUAACGCCACUCUGGCUCUUUAGCACUGAGAUGAAUCCAGCGUCCCAACCCUGGCCUGUCAGUCAUGCAAUAGGAAAGCUCCUGAUCUAUGGAAUAACCUGCCUGGCCCAACUGUCAGGACCCCCCUACCUGGACACUGUUCUCCUGCACGCAGGUCAUACGGCUUUCAUAUCCUGUACCGUCAAGAAACGUCUUCCUGGCCCCUUCCUUCUACUGGAAUGCUCUCCAACCAACCGUGCCCACAUAUGUCUAAUAGUCGCUGUUGGAAGGGAAAAAAUAAAUGCUGUUCCUGCGAUGGUUCUUCUUCGUUGUGGUCGACUCAUGGAAAACCAGAAACAAUCAACCAACCCAUCCGUUAUGUAGUAGUGCUAAUUAACGUAAAGAAAUGCUUCUUAACCGUUUUACUUACUGUGUGAGAUGAUGCAGAGUCAUGCUCCUUGGCUUCUCUGAAUGCAGAGGUUGCACAGAAGAAGUGUCAAAAAAAAAAAAAUGAAAAAGCAUCCAAAUCAUUCGCUUUUUACGCCGAUUGGUAAACGUGGCGAGGGAAGUUUUCGCCCGCCUUAAAAGUCGCAAAGUCCCAGAAAGGUUGGAAAAAAACAGAAGUGCCUACUCUCCGUUUUUUCCGUGUUCUUCGUUUUGGGAUCGCUUGGGGCGCGUCCCGAGUUUUGCGGAUUGCCUCUACGUUCCCAAUCCAGUCUAUUAGGGCCUCGAGCCAUUCCAUGCUUUCGUUCCAGCCGAGUACCUGAACCAGGUAAUCGACCAUUGUGUGUUUUACAUGUUCUGGAAUAGAUGAAAACUGUGGAUUGAUUGGGAAUAAUCCAAUGUAAUCUCCUUCUGCUGAAUCUUUAGUGAAUGAUUUAGGCACAGCGGGCCUCAUUCAUCAAUAUCUUCAUAGGUAAGUUCUUGAGAGGUUCUGAGAAAAAACGGUCAGAUUCGUAAAUUGCGCAGUUGUUCGUACCUUUGAGGUUGAGUGUCUGUAGCUUGUCUUCUUACCUAAACACACAUCCCGAAUGAGAAAACAUCGUCAGAAUCUACGUUUAAAAACUGCGUAAGUGGUCGGUGAAUGAGGUACGUUGUCCUGAAGUAUCCGCCCAAUGGCAAUACAUACAUUUCGAGUCCGGUUUUCUGUUCUGUACAGGCUUAAAAUGAUCCUCUGUGGCAUCCGACGGCUACAGACGCAGCAGAUGCAUGCAGGUUGGAAAACACUGGAAUAUUCCCGCAACGACUCGACUGGGAUCCUAAAGCAUAGUGUUUUCCGAGACCUUGGCUUGAAAUGUAUUAAUAACCUGCAACACAUUCUUGUGUGUGGAAGAGGGAAGUCCUUUAUAUCGUCUUGUUUUUAAGGAUGCAGUUUGUUGUUGAUAAUUUUAUGUGUAAAAAAAAAACAAAUGAAUUCUAUCGUUUUAUUUAAAAUUGGUUUUUAGUUAGUAACUUUAAGGGUUGCCAAUACAGUUUUAUGGUCAUUUAGGGAAUGUUGUUGAUGAUGCAUCGCAUUAAUUGAAGUCAUUUGUCUCUUUCGAUCCAGUUUAUUUUGUGGGAUAGAUUUGAUCUCCUGUUAACACUUCUGUGAACUGAAAAGUCAAAUAAAGCUGUGCUAUUCUGCUAUGAAUGGAA